CGCGCCUAGUCCGAGCAACAUGCGUCGCUACGGGGCGCUUCUCCUGCUCUUCCUGUGUUCAGUCCAAGCCAACUUAGAAGGACCCUUCCUAUUUUUCGGACCGAAAUCUUUAGACAAAUACAAAAGACCAGCUCUGAAGUACUUGGAUCAAGAUGAGCUGAUGCGAAUAUACGGAGAGCAGGCGGCGAUAGUGGUGUUCAACAACCAGGACUCGGUGCCGCUGUCCAGCGGGUACUUCCCGCGGCUGCGCAAGAUGCUGGAGCGGCAGAGCACGCUGGUGCUGCCGCAGGACUUCCUCGACGUGCACCCCGACUACAUCAGCAACGAGACACAGGUGCUAACAUUACAAGGACCCUGGUCGGAGCGCGAUGCACAAAUGACGGAGACUUUCGCAAGGCUCCAGGAUAUCUACGGAGCUGGACGAGUGCUUGGCAUCCUAGGCAACUCAGUGUCACAAAGUCAGUCAGCUGAUUACAUUGACGGCGAGCCAUGGGCCCGGGUUCGACGCCAGGCGCAGAACGACACGACAUCGUCGACUACUUCACCAGAUGAUGAGAGACCUUCCAAAGUGAUGCAGAAGUUUGCACUCUAUAAUGCUACAGGCCAGCCAGGCAAGAGUGCCCUCUUAUAUUCGUCAGGGUGGCCGGAGUUGCGUCGUACGAACGGCAGCACCAUCAGGCUGAGCACUCCGGUCGGACAGCCGACCAUCAAGCCGACCCGGCUGUACACCAUCAUGGUCGUCCGGUUCGUGGACGGGGACAGCAGGGAUAAGAUAACUCUGGAGUUCAGCUUCAAGCAGUCAGCUGGCUGGUGGACUGCAGUGGGAGUGGAGGUCAAAUUUGGCUUAGAGACGACGGGGAUCAGUUUGAAGGCACCAGCUCCACCUGACGCGCCGUCUGCUGUACUGGGUCGCUCCUACCACUGCUCGCUGCCCCUCGUCUACUCGUCUGAAGAAGCCACGUUGACGCUGCCUGACGUACAGAUGCAGAUGUUCAUGGACAGCACUGAGAAGUUUGCUGAUGCCUUCGACUGCAUCGGUUUCACCACUGUACCGAUCUGGUCUGGUAUAAUGGUCUCCUUCAUCAUGCUGAUCGGACUGGGCAUCUCCAUCUCUAUGAUCCUGGACAUCAAGACGAUGGAUCGCUUCGAGAACAACCGCAGCAAGCAGCUCACCAUCACCGUCAGCGAAUAAAUCAAUACUCUGUGCAACAUUUUGUCUAUAACCACACCUACAUACAUUUACUUAGAGUUACAUAUCUUAGUCGUUAAUCCCAUUCUUGUUACAUUCCAUAGCGCGUGGGCCAUUUCUAUUGUAAGAUUAACAGUCUGUGAUCCGACGCACACGCUAUAGAAGUUUGUUUUACUUAGAUAUAUUUAUAAAACAUCCAUAAAUCGCGGUAGCAGGUAUACCAUACGCGUGGCCGCGAUUUAUAAGCGCUGUCGUACGAUGGAUGCGGCGGUGUCUUUGACUUUACAAACAACAUAAUCACUCUUUGAAGAGCUUCCUUAGGGUCAAUAUGGUCCAUCACUAAUUGGCCCGUCCCCACUGUCACGUGGAGCGAGGCGCGCGACUUGCACGGGCCUUGCUCCACGUGAUGCUUUUCUCUUUCCAUGCUGGUCUGGGAAGGAAAGAAAAACAUAGAAGGGCCAGCUGCUUCUCUUCCCGCGCAAGUCGUAAGAGGCGACUGAGGGAAACAUGGUGAAGCGGCGCACGGCGCGGGGCGUAGCAACCCUCGCGCAUAGAGCGCUGCCUCCUCCUCAGCCAGUUUUGCUAGCAACGCUCCAGAAGAUGCCUUCUGGAGCGUUGCUCAUAUAGUAUUUUUGUACAAAAGUAAUGUUAACGUUGCAUCAUAAAGCCGGGAAAUCGCUUAGCAAAUAUUAUUUAUAAAUCUGUCUCUGUUCCUGUCCUCUUGUCUUUCCUUAGAUUAAGUGUUACGUUAGUCGUAG
Spodoptera exigua (beet armyworm) is the source of this 1947-nucleotide messenger RNA. NCBI's taxonomy places the organism in Eukaryota, Metazoa, Arthropoda, Insecta, Lepidoptera, Noctuidae. The record is from the annotation of a GenBank genome assembly.